UUCAUCUCAUUUCUUACAAUUAAAAAUAAAACAAAAAAUUGAUGAAGACCAAAUCACUCCUUCUCUGCUUAAUUUCCAGCUCUCUCUAUCGGGCGGAGAUUUUCUGUGUGCGAGGCGAAAUCGUAGGGUUUUGGGAGACCGAAUCGCACCCAAACUUCCAAAUUCUCGAAUUCCCAUCUCUACUUCUCUGAUGGUCAGAAGAGGAAAAGUGCUUGGCUCCGUCAAGGACAAGAAGAGCACCAAAGCCGACCUGCAGUUCCCCGUCGGCUGCGUCGCUCGCUUCUGGAAGACCGGCAAGUACGAAGCUCCUGUCUACCUUGCCGCCGUCCCCGAGUACCUCGUUGCCGAGGUUCUGGAAUUGGCUGGAAACGCGGCGAGAGACAAGAAGACGAGAGUCGUCCCGAGACACGUGCAGUUGGCAGUGAGGAACGACGAAGAGUUGAGCAAGCUGCUUGGAUCCGUCACCAUCGCUAACGAUGGCGUGAUGCCCAACAUCCACAACAUGCUUUUGCCCAAGAGAGCCGGCGCCAAGGGUCGCUCCGCUUCUGCCGCCGACGAGUAGAUGCUCUGUUUUCAUGAAGUUUGAUAUUGUGAAUUGAAAGUUAGCAGAGGAAGUAUAUUAGGUUCGUUUAGAUGUACGGGUUACUUCUGUUUUCUUGGAGGGGUUCUGGGUGAUUUGAUCAUGGUAAUGAAUCAAAGACAAAUCAUUUUGACAUAAAAUUAAGCAGAAAUCCUCUGCCCGAUGGAGGAAAGGAGAGCUGGAAAUUAAGCCGAGAAGAGCGAUUUGGUCUUUUAUCAGUUUUUUGUUUUAUUUUUAAUAGUUAGAAAUGAGAUGGAAUUUUUUUUAAUUUUAAAAAAUUUAUUAUUUUUAAAUUGUCACGUCACAAAUUUAAUGCUCAACUUUUAGAGUUGACAGCCACGUAAACAAAAGUUAACGGAGUUGGACGGGAGUGACCAAACGUGAACUGUU
Linum tenue is the source of this 970-nucleotide messenger RNA. The record is from the annotation of a GenBank genome assembly. Lineage: Eukaryota; Viridiplantae; Streptophyta; Magnoliopsida; Malpighiales; Linaceae.